Molecule: messenger RNA, 1577 nt
Organism: Alnus glutinosa
Lineage: Eukaryota; Viridiplantae; Streptophyta; Magnoliopsida; Fagales; Betulaceae
Product: MADS-box transcription factor 23-like
Exons: 10
Coding region: 478-1281 (267 amino acids)
Biological process (GO): positive regulation of transcription by RNA polymerase II
Cellular component (GO): nucleus
Molecular function (GO): RNA polymerase II cis-regulatory region sequence-specific DNA binding; protein dimerization activity; DNA-binding transcription factor activity, RNA polymerase II-specific
Source: RefSeq, a predicted model, not a curated record
UAAGAAUCCCGGGCAGUCUGGAAAGUACGAGUCUUCCACUCCCCUCAAACUCGUUCAGUUAAAAUAACCUUGUACUCGCUCUCUGGUUGUGACGCUUGUCCACAGCAAUUGUCUCUGGCUAGCCUCUCACUCCCCAGAUUCUGUCACAGCGCUUUGCACCCAUCCAUAGGUGCUUCCUUACAAGUGUCAACGUGGGGAGGCGGGUACUCUUUUUUCAAGCAAUUGCGACAGUACACUUUGGAGCUGAUGUCUGAACUGUACAAUGAAACCACUUGAUCAGAAUUGAAACGCUAUGUUUCCUUAAAUAAAGACCAAAGACGUUUACUUCCGAUAGAACCACUUUCAACCUUCCAUAUAAAGCAAAAAUUUGCAUCACAUAGCGAAUCUCAGGUGAUUGCUCUCUCUCUCUCUUGUCCCAUACUCCAUUUAAGAUCAAAAUAAGAGCGAGGAAACCCCAAGGAUUGUAAGAAGAAGGCGAUGGGGAGAGGGAAGAUAGCGAUUCGAAGGAUCGACAAUUCCACAAGCAGGCAAGUGACUUUUUCAAAGCGAAGAAAUGGGUUGCUUAAGAAGGCUAAGGAGCUCUCAAUCCUUUGUGAUGCAGAAGUUGGGGUGAUUAUUUUCUCCAGCACCAACAAGCUAUACGAUUAUGCCAGCACAAGAUCGGAAUCUUCUAUAAUUAAAAUAAGGAAUUGUGAGGUUUACUACCUGUUUGAAUUGCGAGGUUUACUUGCCUUAAACAGCAUGAAAUCCGUUAUUGGGCGUUACAACAAAGCAAACGAGGAAGAACAACUGCUCUGCAAUCCUAUUUCCGAAGUCAAGUUUUGGCAAAGGGAGGCAGAAACCUUGAGGCAACGGCUGCAGUACUUGCAAGAAUGCCACAGGCAAUUGAUGGGCAAAGAACUUUCUGGUUUAAGUGUUGAGGAUCUAACAAAUCUAGAAAUUCAACUGGAAAUGAGUUUGAAGGGUGUCCGGAUUAAGAAGGAACAUUUCUUAUCCAGUCAAAUAAAAGAACUAAACCAGAAGGGAAAUCUCGUUCAUCAGGAAAAUACAGAACUACACAAGAAGAUAGACCUUAUUCAAGAAGAAAAUAUUGAAUUGAAAAAGAAGGUUUAUUAUGGAGCAAGGAAUGUGAAUGAAGCAAGCAGAAGUCUUACUGCUCCAUGCACUAUCAGCAAUGGAUUUGAUCUGGACACACCCAUCCAUCUCCAGCUAAGCCAACCGCAGCCUCAAAACAAUGCAGCACCACAAAAAGCAAUAGAACUGGGAUUACAAUUGCAUUAGCAAAUCUAUUGGACAACUCUGGACGGCUAUCUGUCAUUAUCCCAUCAACAACUUGCCCCACAGUGGGUAAUGAAGCUUUCAACAGUGAUAUUUCGUACUUCAGCUAUUAGAUACAGUUUAUUAAGCAGGACUGUAAAUUUUUAUGAAAUUUUCUAUAAAGUCAGAUAAAAAAAAUUAUAAUAGAACCCAGCUAGCCAUGUAAAUUUAAGCAAUAAUGGGAAACCCCAACACAUGGAAUGUGUUGUUCCAGCUGUCUGAAAAUUUGUUGUGAUGAAUCAAACGAACUAUUGUUGUAA